CAGCCGAUUGCCAUAAUCGGCAUGGGUUGCCGACUCUCUGGCGACGCGAGAACCCCAGAGGCCUUGUGGCAAGCCUGCGCCGAGGCUGUCAACACCAGUUCAACCGUCCCAGAAGAUCGCUUCAACUCGAAGGGAUUCUUCCACCCUGACGCCGAUCAUAUAGGCACUAUGAAUACACACUCCGGUCACUUCAUGAAAGAUGACGUUUUCGUCUUUGAUGCGGCAUUUUUCAACCUUACAGCCGAAGCAGCCAGUGCAAUGGACCCUCAAUUGCGGAUGCAACUGGAAUGUGUCUAUGAGACCUUUGAGAGUGCUGGAAUGACAAUCGCAGAAAUGGCUGGCAGCUUGACUUCUGUCUAUUCUGGAUACUCUUUCAAAGACUACCAGGAGAGACUGCUCAGGGAGUCCACCAACCUUCCCCGCUCCUUCCUCACCGGGACCGGAGGCGCCAUGCUGUCGAACCGCGUCUCUCACUUCUUCGACCUGCGAGCCCCCAGCGUGAACUUGGAUACAGGCUGUUCAACCAGCCUGGUGGCCUUGCACUUGGCUUGUCAGAGCUUGCGGGCCGGUGAAUCGAAAAUGUCCAUUGUUGGGGGCUCAAACCUGUUGCUCAACCCGCAGACUUUCAUUGCUCUUUCGAACCUCGGACUCCUCAGCAACGAAGGAAAGUGUUUCUCCUUUGAUCAUCGAGCCUCCGGAUAUGGUCGUGGCGAUGGGGUGUGUAGCAUUCUGCUUAAGCCUCUCGCUGAUGCCUUGCGUGACGGUGAUCCAAUCCGGGCGGUUAUUCGUGAAACUGGAGUCAACCAGGAUGGAAGAACAUCAACGAUUACGACGCCAUCCCAGCGAGCUCAGGAACUUCUCAUCCGCGACUGUUAUGUCCGCGCUGGGCUGGAUCCCAAAGAUACCACCUACGUCGAAGCUCACGGGACGGGGACUAUUGCGGGCGACGGCACUGAACUGAACGCGAUUGGAACGGUCUUUGGAGAGAAUCGCUCGCCAGAAGAGCCGAUGUGCAUUGGAUCCAUCAAGGCCAAUUUCGGUCAUUUGGAAAGUGCUAGUGGUCUCGCGUCAAUCAUCAAGGUUGCUAUGAUGCUCGAGCAUGGCCUCAUUCCUCCUGCCGCCAAUUUCGAAUCUCCCAACCCUUCCAUUGACUUUCAGGGUCUCAAACUCAAAGUUCCCACUCAACUGGAGAAAUGGCCAACACAUAAAUUACGAAGAGCAUCGAUCAGCAACUUUGGAUACGGAGGAACCAACGGCCAUGUCAUUAUGGAGAGUGCAGCCUACUACCGAAGAGCAGCUUCUCUUGAGCCGGGAGCCUUUGAAAUAGAUUACCACGCCGCGUUCAAUGUUGCUGCCGAGCAGCCCAUUGAUCGGUACAGUCCCUGCUACAGCAACAGGCAUUACAUCUUUGUGCUCAGCGCCAAGGAUGAGAAAGGCCUACGUAGGAUGGUACAGAACUUCCAGGACUACCUUAUGGGCCGAGGAGCGGAGAGAAGGCUAUCCGAGUUGUCUUAUACCCUCGCCCUUCGACGCUCUGAUUUCCAAUGGAAAUUUGCAGUCUCUGGUCAGACUUUGGGAGGCGUCAGAGAUGCCCUUUCAGACCCUCAACGGAUAUCUCUGGCCCCGGCUGGUCAGGGCCCACGGCUUGGCUUUGUCUUUACUGGACAAGGUGCUCAGUGGUUCGCCAUGGGCCGGCAGUUGAUGACUGCCUAUCCACAAUUCAUGGAAUCGAUGCAGGAAGCACAUGAGGUGCUCCAGAACUUGGGAGCUGCCUGGAGACUAUUAGACGAAUUUACAAAGGACGAGAAAACAACACGAGUCAACGAGCCGGGUCUCAGCUUCCCCCUCUGUGUUGUACUUCAGAUAUGCCUUGUCCGUUUGUUGUCUCAGUGGGGAAUUCGACCGACUGCUGUUACAGGCCAUUCGAGUGGAGAAAUCGCCGCAGCCUAUGCCUCUGGAGCGUUGAGUUUCAGGGAGGCUGUGGUGACUGCUUUUUACCGAGGCUAUCUCUGCGAUGAAUUGAUCAAAGGUUCAUCCGUGAGUACUUCCAUGCUGGCUCUCGGAAAGGGACGGGAGGAAGCUCUUGAAUACACCCAGCGCAUCUCCUCCGGCACCAUCGUUGUCGCCUGUGUAAAUAGCCCUUCGAGCGUGACCUUGUCUGGAGACAUCGAAGCACUUGAUGAAGUGGAAAAGCUGGCAACUGGAGGGAAUGUUUUUGCCCGUCGCCUGAAAGUUGGAGCUGCUUAUCAUUCACCACAUAUGCAGCCUAUUGCCGAAAAAUACGAGUCCUAUCUUAAUCAGCAUUUGGAAAACAAUGGAGAUUUUGGCAAUAUUCUCUUUUCCUCAUCCGUCACCGGAGGCCUGCUCAACUCAGCCCAACAGUUGAAUCCCACUUACUGGACAAAAAACAUGCUGCAGCCGGUAUUAUUCCAGGAAUCUUUGUGCAAGAUGAUCCUUGGAGGAGGAGAAGAUAAAUCGCAGCCGAAAGUUGACGUGAUCAUUGAAAUCGGCCCGCAUGGAGCGUUGGCAGGACCCAUCCGUGAAACCAUGCGACUUCCAGAAUUGAAGAACCACAAGAUCCCUUACGCUUCCUGCCUCUCUCGCGGCAAGGAUGCCGUCCAGACCAUGCAGGAUCUUGCAUGUCUGCUGAAGAUGAGGGGCUGCGAGGUGAACUUGCAGGCUAUCAAUUUCCCCCUGGGACUGGAGGGUUUGAAACCUAUCACUGAUCUACCUCAUUAUCCUUGGAACCAUUCAAUGAGAUAUUCGAUCGAGUCUCAUGCAGAACGAGAUGAACGGAUGCGUAAUCAUGGACAACAUGAGUUUCUCGGUACACGGAUUCCCGGACUCAAUCCUGCCGAGCCAACAUGGCACCGACGACUUCGAGUUUCCGAUAUACCGUGGGUCCAAGACCAUACGAUUCAAUCCCAAAUCGUCUUUCCCGGAUCUGGAUUUGUGUGUAUGGCUAUUGAGGCGUUUGAACAGACUUAUUCCGGAAAUUUCGAGGCCAUUGGCGGGUUUCAACUCAGCGACAUAGAGCUUCUGAAUGCCCUUGUGAUACCAAACACUCCUGAUGGAAUCGAGGUCCACUUUUCCCUGCGUGAACUCGAAGAAGACGGCCUGAGCCCGGUGUUGCGACGCAGAUUCCGCAUCCAUACGGUGACCUCCAAGGGUGUUUUCCUUGAGCAUUGCCGAGGAUUCAUCUCAGCCGUCCCUGAAAAGACAAAGAGAAUCCAGCAACCAUCUCUUCUCGCUCGCGAGCAAUCGGCUUGUCGACGGCUGGAGAAUAUUGAGGCAGGGGAUUGGUAUGAUCUGCUGGACGGCCAUGCUCCUACAUUUGGACCUGCCUUCCGCAAUGUUCAGUCCAUCAAGGCUGCUGACAGUAUGUCCCUCGCUGCCUGUUCGGUGCCAGAGACCGGCCCUAUUCUACCAAGCCAAGAUAAACCCGGCCUUCGAAUCCAUGCGACUAUUCUUGAUACCAUCUUUCAUUCCAGCUACUCCGCGGUUCCACGGACGGUGAUGAAGCAGAGGGGCCUCACACUCCCGUUCUUUGUCAAAAGUGUGUACAUCUCGUCCACGGCCCGAGCGAAUCCGGGAUGGCAAUUCAUCGUUUCCGCAUCCGAGACCUCGGAGAAUCGAGAGGGCUAUAAUCUACAGCUGGACGUUACCGAUGCUAGCUUAUUUUGGUCUGGCUCCCUGAUCCAGGUGACUGGAAUGCUCUGCCGAUCAGUGGAGCGAAAUCGAAAAAUUGAUGGCACUGGGGAUGGAAAGCAUUGUUUGAGGACAGAUUGGGCUCCUCAUCUUUCUCUCUUCUCGCACGAGGAUCUCCAUAGCCUUCUCAUGAUGGAAGAAAGUGAUCCCCGCGAACAAGAGGCGCUGCAUGAUCUGGAUCAAGCGGUCAUCUGUUUGGCGAAGAAGACUUUGAAUUCCUUGACCAAGCAAGACGAAGGCCAGCUGGGAUGGCAUGGAAAAAAGCUGGUAGACUGGAUGAAACAUAUUGUUUCGGCCACCCAUUCCAGUGAAGGAGUAGAAGGGAGGGAGGGAGAGGAAGAGUUAUAUCAGAGAGUCGUGUCGCAGAGCGUGAAUGGGAAAAUUGUGCUUCAAAUAGGAAAGAAUCUCCUUUCGAUUUUACGAAAGCAGACCGAGCCACUUGAUUUAAUGAGGAGAGACGGUCUCCUGGAUCAAUACUAUUUGAAUGCCCUGAAGAUGCCUCAAUCAUUGUCCCAGGUUGAAAAGCUCGUCGCUCUCUUUGCACAUGGGACCUCUCGUGCCAAAAUCCUUGAAAUCGGCGCAGGGACUGGAUCCUGCACAGCCGCUAUACUCCGUGGCCUUGGGGCCAAGGAUCCGAACAGACCCGCGCCCAGACUCGGACAUCUGGACUUCACUGAUAUUUCCUCGGGUUUCUUCGAGAGAGCUCGGGAAAAGUUCGGGUUCUUGGACGGGAGAAUCAACUACGCCAAGCUGGACAUCGAAGAAGACCCAGCGAGCCAGUCCUUUGAGAAUGGUACCUAUGACCUGGUAGUCGCAUGUUCAGUCCUUCACGCUACCAGAAACCUGUACCGAACCAUGCAAAAUGUUCGGAAGCUGUUGAAACCUGGUGGCAAACUAAUCAUGGUGGAAAGUACCCGCGAUGAAAUGGACGUUCAAUUGGUGUUUGGGACUCUCCCCGGAUGGUGGCUGAGUGAGGAGCCCGAGCGAAGUCUCUCACCUAUUGCGAGCGUGGAAUCAUGGAAGGCGAUUAUGCGACGAGCGGGCUUUGAGAAAGAGAUUUUCGAAAUUGGAGAUUGUGAAAAUCGAGACCAUUAUCUGCUGAGCGUGAUGAUGGCCACCGCAUCUUCCGAGCAACCCCAGCCUAGAAGCCCUGAGCAGAUCGCGAUCGUGAUCCCUCCUGCACCAGCUCUCCCGGACACAUGGCUCGAGACACUCUCCCGGUCGAUACACACCGCAACUGGCAGUUCUUGCACCAUACACUCUGCGAAUGAGGAGGGAGUAACUGCCCAAGCAGUCCUGUACCUUGGAGAUCUUCCAUCCACAACUCUCGGAAACCUGAGCGCGGGUAAUUUUGAACUCUGUAAGUCUCGGGUUCAGGCUGCGCGAUAUAUCCUCUGGGUCACAAAAGGGGGGGCUAUCAACUGUGAGUUCCCUGAAUCCGCAUUGGCAGUAGGAUUGCUGCGAACAUUGCGAGCAGAGAACCCCGGCAAACAUUUUCUUAGUCUGGAUUUGGAUCCGGCGUCGGAGCUAGGAGGGCUCAGCGAUAUCAAUGGCAUUGUGGAGGUGCUGAAAUCAACACUGUUCCGGGCUGCUAAAGCUGAGGAUGAUCUGGACUAUGAAUUUGCCGAACGACAAGGGCGCAUUCUUGUUCCCCGCCUUUGCGAGGAUCGUGCGCUGAACCAGGCCAUCAAGGCCCAGCUUAGUGACGGGAAUCCGCAGAUUGUGAAGCAGGAUUUCAACUUCCCCAAGACAUCAUAUGUCAGACUGCAAGCAACCCACCCCGGAGAUCUCAAUAGCCUGACCUUUGUGGAAGAACCUGUCGCCAGUCCCGCAUUGCCAGAUCAUAUGGUGGAAAUCGAGCCCAGAGCAUUUGGUCUCAAUUUCCGGGAUGUCAUGGUGGCGAUGGGACAAAUGAAGGAAGAGUAUAUGGGCUUCGAAUGUGCCGGAUACGUGUCACAGGUGGGUUUGAAAGCUCAACGGCAGUUCCGUGUGGGAGACCGCGUGUGCGCGUUUCUACCAACUGGACAUUGGGCAAACAAGGUGCAUGUCUCUUCAGCAUUAGUCGCGUCGAUUCCCGAGACCAUGGAAUUUGAGUAUGCGGCCUCAAUUCCAGUUAUCUACCUGACUGCCUAUCACUCCUUGGUCAAAGUUGCACGACUGAAGCAAGAAGAAAGUGUUCUUAUCCAUGCAGCAGCCGGUGGUGUUGGGCAGGCAGCCAUCAAUCUCGCGCAACAUAUCGGUGCUGAGAUUUACGCCAGUGUCGGCUCGGAGGCAAAGGGGAAAUUCCUACAAGAUACCUACAAGAUUCCAGCCGAUCACAUUCUAUCCAGCCGAGACACUUCUUUUGAGGAGAGUAUCAUGGCCAUGACAAACGGCAGAGGUGUGGAUGUGAUCCUCAACUCCUUAUCUGGUCCACUUCUGCAGGCGAGCUGGAAUUGCAUUGCUCCUCUGGGCAGGUUUGUUGAGAUCGGAAAGGUAGACAUUCAACGAAACCGACACCUGGCAAUGGCCAAUUUUGAACGCUCGGUAUCUUUCAGUGCGGUGGACCUUUUGCCUCUGGCCAAGAACGAUGAAAGAGGGGUUUCCAAGAUGCUGGAGAACGUCAUUGCCAUGCACAGGGAUGGCGUUUUGAAACCCAGGAUCCCGAUCAACACCUCUUCGAUUUCCGACAUCCGGCAGGCAUUCCGGACCAUGCAGGCAGGAAAGCAUGUUGGCAAAAUCGUGAUCACAGCCAAGCGUGAUGACUUGGUACAAGUUCUUCCCCGACCCAAUCGGACCCUGUUCUCCCCCGAUAGUUCCUACCUUAUUGUUGGUGGACUGGGCGGGAUUGGAGCAUCGGUUGCCAAAUGGAUGGCUCACCACGGUGCUAGGUACAUCAUCUUAGCGUCCAGAAACGCGGAAGGAAAAGAGCAUCGGGAUUUCUUUUCGCAUCUUCACCACCGGCUUCGGUCUCAGGGAACAACCCUGGUGGCUAAGAAUCUGGACAUUACCGAUCCGAAUGGCUUGCGUCUCCUGGUCCAGCAUAUGGAGGAACAGCAGGGGCUCCCAAUUCGAGGGGUGAUCCAUGGGGGGAUGGUUCUGAGGGACGCCUUGUUUGAGAAAAUGAGUCACAGCCAGUGGCAAGAAGUCCUUGAGCCAAAGCUCAUCGGUACCUUGAACCUGCACGAUCAAUUCCAGAGGCCCGACCUUGAGUUCUUCAUCACUCUCUCUUCCACAACCGGCGCUCUGGGCAAUAUCUCGCAGGCUGCGUACACUGCAGGGAAUACGUUUCAGGAUGCGCUUGCUACGCAUCGUGUCCGCCAGGGUCUUCCUGCCACUGCGAUAGAUCUAGGCAUUGUGAAGUCCGUUGGUGCUGUCGCGGAUCGGAGAGAACUCACCAGACAUUUGGAACGACUUGGGUUUGGGGUGCAUGAAGAAGAAGACGUCUUGCACCUCAUCGAGGCGGCUAUCCAGAGCUCCCGAUCUAGAAACACGAGAGCAUCCUCCGGCCAGAUCUUGACCGGUAUUGCUCCAUUUAGCCAGCACGGGGAAGCGCCCUGGAGACGAGAUGCGCGCUUUGGUGACCUUUUUCUACACGAAAGCCGGGGAGUCACCGAAGAUCCUGUCCUGGGCGGCUCCCAACAGGGAAGCAGGAAAGCCCUGCCACUCAAAGAGAUCCUGCUCAAUGUGAAAGACGAAUCCACAGCAGUCCAAUCAAUUGUCGACAGUUUCGUGAGCAAACUAGCCACGAUGUUCAUGAUCCCGGAGCCAGAGGUCAAUAUCCACAUGCCGUUGAUGGACAUGGGGGUUGAUUCCCUCGUGGCGACAGAGUUACGGAAUUGGAUCACGCAGACUCUGAGAGCAGAUCUCAGCAUCUUCGACCUCAAGACAAGCCGGUCGCUCUCCGAACUGGCGAAGACCGUCGUGUCUCGCGCUUGGUCUGAUGCGCCACGGCUGUGAUCUAGGGGACUGCAGCCCAACUGGAUAACUGGAUAGCUGAAGUUGCCACUGAUCAGCGGAUCAAAUCAGAUAAAAAGGAUGUAACUAGCCACACCAACACAUCACCACAUUCCAUGAAGGCAUAAUCUAGGAUUCAGGAUCCCUGGUAGAUACGAAGAGAACUCCGCUGCUGCUGCUAAUCUCUCAUCUGAAACUACACGUACCCAAUGAUGACUAUGACAGCGAGCUGACGCGGCAGGCAAAUAUCCGACUCCUGUUCAACUUCAGCUGGAUCAACCCCAGCUAGUAAUUGAGUACUGUGUUGUUAUUAGCCUGUCAGAGUCCAUGUUCAGCUUGAGGAUACGAGAACCAGGUUGUUGGGUCAGCCCAAGUAGGUGGAUCUGUAUACAUAAGGUAGUAUAUAACUAGUACAUUGGCUACACCGUGGAUCUAUUGAC
Penicilliopsis zonata CBS 506.65 is the source of this 8084-nucleotide messenger RNA. RefSeq lists its product as hypothetical. Gene Ontology annotation, biological process: secondary metabolite biosynthetic process; fatty acid biosynthetic process. The coding region runs from base 22 to 7647 and encodes 2541 amino acids. Lineage: Eukaryota; Fungi; Ascomycota; Eurotiomycetes; Eurotiales; Aspergillaceae. The transcript is spliced from 8 exons. The record is from RefSeq and is a predicted model, not a curated record. Gene Ontology annotation, molecular function: oxidoreductase activity; fatty acid synthase activity; phosphopantetheine binding.